Molecule: messenger RNA, 2009 nt
Organism: Oreochromis niloticus (Nile tilapia)
Lineage: Eukaryota; Metazoa; Chordata; Actinopteri; Cichliformes; Cichlidae
Product: alpha-L-fucosidase 1
Exons: 8
Coding region: 29-1570 (513 amino acids)
Biological process (GO): fucose metabolic process; glycoside catabolic process
Cellular component (GO): lysosome
Molecular function (GO): alpha-L-fucosidase activity
Source: RefSeq, a predicted model, not a curated record
CAACCACGUGAUAGUGGCUCCGAGUCAUAUGACGGAAAUAAAACUGGCACAGUUUAGCGGAAAGGACCUAAAACGUCGCUGUUUUACCGAGCUGCCUGUGGGACAUUUGGACUCCUGUUGUUCCGUUUCUGGACACACAGUCAGGGGAACUGUAAAUGUGACGCUCCUUCAACAUCCUCAUUCGAGCAGCUGCAGGAGUUUGCGGGGAAGCUCACCUGUUAUCAUGCUAACCGUGUUUGUUGUUGUCGUUGCUCUUGUUUCUCAAACUGCGGCUCGCUACACCCCGGACUGGACGAGCCUGGACGCCAGGCCGUUGCCCUCAUGGUACGACGAAGCCAAACUGGGAAUUUUCAUCCACUGGGGCGUGUUUUCUGUGCCCGGCUUUGGCAGCGAGUGGUUCUGGUGGCACUGGCAGGGCCAGCAGCCCCCGGACCAGAAAUAUGUGAACUACAUGUCCCAGAACUACCCACCGGGCUUCACCUACCCGGAGUUUGCUCGUCAGUUUCACGCGCAGUUCUUCAAUCCGGAUGAUUGGGCGGAUAUUUUCAAAGCUUCUGGUGCAAAGUAUGUGGUCCUGACUGCCAAACACCACGAAGGCUUUACUAACUGGGAGUCUCCAAACUCAUGGAACUGGAAUUCUGUUGAUACUGGUCCUCACAGGGACCUGGUGGGAGACCUGGCAGAGGCAGUGCGCAACAGGUCAUUGCAUUAUGGACUCUACAAUUCCUUGUAUGAGUGGUUCCACCCUCUCUAUCUCAUUGACAAGAAGAAUGGCUUCAAAACGCAGGAGUUUGUGCUGCAGAAACUACUUCCAGAGCUUUAUAACAUGGUUGUAAGGUAUCGACCUGAAGUCAUCUGGUCUGACGGAGACUGGGAAGCACCUGACACCUACUGGAACUCUACCGAAUUCUUGGCCUGGCUCUACAACGACAGCCCAGUUAAAGAUACCGUUGUGACUAAUGACCGAUGGGGAGCUGGCUGUGCCUGUAAACAUGGCGGAUACUACAACUGCGAGGACAAGUACACGCCGGGCCAGCUGCCCACACACAAGUGGGAGAAAUGCACAUCUGUGGAUACUCUUUCCUGGGGUUACCGUCGAAACAUGAAGAUGAACGAACUUUUGCCAUUGGCUGCGAUUAUCGAGGAUCUGGUCCGCACAGUGGCUUUUGGGGGUAACUACCUUCUGAAUGUGGGUCCCACACCUGACGGGAUGAUCCCCCCUUUGUUUGAGGAGAGGCUAAGAGGUGUUGGAGACUGGCUGGAGGUCAACGGGCAGGCCAUUUACUCUUCCAAACCCUGGAGGGUGCAGUCAGAAAACACCACUGUACCAGUUUGGUAUACAUCUAAAGGGUUGACAGUCUAUGCCAUCCUAACAGCCAAACCCCCGAUGAGCACAGUGAAACUGCUGGCACCCAAAACUUCGUCCAUCACACAGGUGUUCUUGGUGGGGAAUCCUACACCUUUAUCUUGGGCCCCAGUCAACCCCGGUGGUGGCCUUGUUGUCCUUUUGCCAGAGCUGCCUUACACUCCUGCUCAGGCAUGGACGCUUGGACUGGACUUCGUGCAGUAAGCUACGAACGCCCAAAAUGUUGAAUUAUUUCAAAUGACUCGACUCAGGUUUUAAUGAUUGUAGAUUAAUGGGGAAACUCACUGUCUGUCUUGAAAGGAAAAUACCCGUGUAAUGAGUUUGUAUCAUUUCCAGAGUGAAAGAAUGAAACACUCCUCCUCGGUGAUCGCUUUGACGCUCUGAAGGCUUAAAGAUUUACUGUCACUGUGUCUCAGUUGUGUUUGUUUUUUCAUGAGCGCGUGUCUAUGAAUGAAAACGGGAUUCUGCUGUUGAGCUUGUGGAGCUUUUCUGGCAGUUUCUCGGCUGAGUGCCGUUUCAGAAAUGAUUCAUUAUGCCAGCAGUUUGUUUUGAAAAUGAGCAGAUUGUAUACAAAGCACUUAUUUUUUCUACUUGCCUCCUUUUAAAAUUGGUGGAAUAAAAGAUAACUUGAUUCGUCUUCUAA